Molecule: messenger RNA, 991 nt
Organism: Coffea eugenioides
Lineage: Eukaryota; Viridiplantae; Streptophyta; Magnoliopsida; Gentianales; Rubiaceae
Product: protein disulfide-isomerase 5-1
Exons: 5
Coding region: 220-666 (148 amino acids)
Biological process (GO): protein folding
Cellular component (GO): endoplasmic reticulum
Molecular function (GO): protein disulfide isomerase activity
Source: RefSeq, a predicted model, not a curated record
AAGAACUUGUUCUUUGUCUCAGGAAAAUAAAAAUAAAAAUAAUAGGAACUGUGAUUCAUCAUCCUCUUCUCACCAUAGCCUGGCUGCUGCGAGCGUCACCAAAGACUUCGAUUCGUAGAUUCCGAUAACCGAAAAAAAAAGAAAAAGAAGCAGCCUCCUCAGAUUCUGGAAGUUGCAUUUCAUUUUAACAAUUUGGCCCUGGUGGGCGAGGCGGCGACCAUGUCAAAAGUUGUUCAUCUUCUCUUGUUAAUGUUCGCUUCUUUUUUCCUGUUAAAUCCGAUAAUCAACAGUAAAGCCGAGGUUAUAACCCUAACAGCUGAUACCUUCAAUGACAAGGUGAACGAGAAAGACACUGCUUGGUUUGUGCAAUUUUGUGUUCCUUGGUGUAAGCACUGUAAAAACCUCGGGACGCUGUGGGAGGAUCUGGGGAAAGCAAUGGAAGGAGAAGACGAGAUAGAGAUUGGACAAGUUGACUGUGGUACGAACAAAGAGAUAUGCAAUAAAGUUGACAUUCAUUCAUAUCCCACAUUCAAGCUCUUCUACAAUGGAGAGGAAGCUGCAAAAUAUAAAGGAGCAAGGGAUGUGGAAUCACUAAGACUAUUUGCUGUAGAGGAAACAGAAAAGGCAGCAACAAAGGCGCAACUUGACAGCGAUCAGGAGCUGUAGUUAUUGAACGGUUUUGCAGCUUUCACGAGGAAAAGCAUUUUGGCUUUGGGGAAUAUUCAGCAGGACAGGAAAUUUCUAGUCAAGCUGAUUGAGAAAAACUCGUAUACUUGGUUUAUGGUCGCUCUGUUUUUCGUCAUCAGUUACACGGUUAUUUCCUCUGCAAGAUCCUAUUAGAAUUCGAUGGUUGUAACUUUGUUGUUAGAACCAUUGGGUAUAGAGUUACUUUUUAUAUUUCCAUCAAGAUUACAAAUCUUUAUAAGGUUCUAUAUUCAUGUUUGACUCUGCCUGAAAGUUGCAAAAAGGGUUCACCGUUUUUCUCAGGUAA